This is a messenger RNA of Durio zibethinus, 1085 nucleotides long. RefSeq names its product NAD(P)H dehydrogenase 18 (gene PNSB5). NCBI's taxonomy places the organism in Eukaryota, Viridiplantae, Streptophyta, Magnoliopsida, Malvales, Malvaceae. Gene Ontology annotation, cellular component: chloroplast. Gene Ontology annotation, biological process: response to oxidative stress. The record is from RefSeq and is a predicted model, not a curated record.
UCACUUAAAGCGUGGCUCAAUGUAAUUGGUCGUUAAUGUAAUGCACACACCAAGCAGUUGCUUAGAAAGUUCAAUCCGUUAAGAGGAAAGGCGGGCGUUACAUGUUCAUUCAAAGCUAACAAAGCAGAUAAAAAAAGAGAGAAAAUGGCAGUUCAUGCACCACUCUCAGUUGUCUCAGUAAAUCCAGUUCCUAAAAUCAGCUCUAAAAAGCUUGAAACUGAAUUUAACGUUCUGAAACAAAGAGAGGUUUGUUCUGUUCAUUUCAAGCCGGUUAGAAUUAGAAUCCAUGGUGGUGGAAGCAGCAGGUUAACAAGAUUGAAUGCUGCGGGGUUGUCUGAGAUUGAACCUGACCUUAAUGAAGACCCUGUUGACAGAUGGGCCAUCAACAGUGUCAGCUCUGAAGAUUUUAAGUAUGGGGAAUAUGAUGGGCACCAUACGUACUACGAAGGAGAGGAGAAAGGAACAUUUUGGGGAGCAAUUGCAGAUGACAUUGAUGCUAUAGAACCUCCUACAGGAUUCCAAGGCCUUAUUUCAUGGCUCUUUCUCCCUACAGUUGCUGCAGGAAUGUUUUUCAAUGUUCCGGGAGAGUACUUGUUCAUUGGAGCUGCAGUGUUUACGGCUAUAUUUUGUAUAAUUGAGAUGGAUAAACCGGAUAAGCCCCAUCACUUUGAGCCUCAGAUAUAUAACAUGGAGAGGGGAGCUCGAGAUAAAUUAAUCAAUGACUACAAUACCAUGAGCAUAUGGGAUUUUAAUGAGAAAUAUGGAGAUCUCUGGGAUUUCACUGUCAAGAAGGAUGAUAUAACAAGAGAUAACUUCUCCUGAGCGAAGAGAAUUGUAAUUAUUAGCUAUAGCUAUUUGAGCAUAGAAGGUAUAGGUUUUUUUUUUCUUCCCUUUCUUUUCUUGUGUUCUUCAAGAGUGCAAAUUCUUUGUUUGUAAAAUGUAUCCCCAACUCCAAACUAAAAACUUCAAAAUAUAGUUUAAUUUUAGGAGAAGGAAUUUUAUUUAAACUUGAUUACAUUAUCAACGAUAAUGUAAUAAUAUAUAAACAAAAUCAUAUAUCAAAUUAAUGCACGAGACUUACUAAA